Molecule: messenger RNA, 515 nt
Organism: Aspergillus fijiensis CBS 313.89
Lineage: Eukaryota; Fungi; Ascomycota; Eurotiomycetes; Eurotiales; Aspergillaceae
Product: 60S ribosomal protein eL32
Exons: 6
Coding region: 36-431 (131 amino acids)
Biological process (GO): translation
Cellular component (GO): ribosome; cytosolic large ribosomal subunit
Molecular function (GO): structural constituent of ribosome
Source: RefSeq, a predicted model, not a curated record
CAACUCCCAGCGCCAGCCCGCGAGAAGACGACAAGAUGGUCCUCGCAAAGAAGCACGUCCCCAUCGUCAAGAAGCGCACCAAGCGUUUCUUCCGCCACCAGUCCGACCGCUUCAAGUGCGUGCCGGAGUCAUGGCGCAAGCCCAAGGGUAUCGACAACCGCGUCCGUAGACGCUUCAAGGGCAACAUCCCCAUGCCCUCGAUCGGUUACGGAAGCAACAAGAAGACCAAGCACAUGAUGCCCUCCGGCCACAAGGCUUUCCUCGUCCACAACCCCAAGGACGUCGAGCUUCUUCUCAUGCACAACCGCACCUACGCUGCUGAGAUCGCCUCCGCCGUCUCUUCCCGCAAGCGUGUCGACAUCAUUGCCAAGGCCAAGGCCCUCGGCGUCAAGGUCACCAACCCCAAGGGCCGUGUCACCACUGAGGCUUAAAUGGAUUUUUUUUUAUUUAAAUCAAAAAAGAAGAGAACCUAUUUAUGGAAUGAUAAUACCAUGAAUACCAAUAUCAUCUCUAUG